Molecule: messenger RNA, 1020 nt
Organism: Apiotrichum porosum
Lineage: Eukaryota; Fungi; Basidiomycota; Tremellomycetes; Trichosporonales; Trichosporonaceae
Exons: 3
Coding region: 1-1020 (339 amino acids)
Source: RefSeq, a predicted model, not a curated record
AUGUCCGACGACGACGGGGCAGGAGUCAGCGAUCUCUUCCCCACGGGAACGUCGGCGACGGCGGUGUCGUCCAACUCUACGUCAACAAGCUCGGCCACCACCACCACCGAGUUGCCCCUGUUCAGCGCGACCAACACUGCAGCGGCCAAGGGUCCCAACACGCACACUGAUGUCUACUACUAUGUCCUCCUGGGCGUGUUAAUCGUCCUCAUCGCGCUCGCCGCGCUGCUCACCUACCGUGGCCAGCGCAUGCGAAGACGGUACCGGACGGCGCACCAGCUGGCCCUCGAGCGCGGCGACCCACCUCCGUGGUGGAACACGUCUGACAGCCCCAACAUCUGGGUCGCAGGGUUUGGCCGCAACCCGCCAGGCCCAAUGGACCAGUGGGCGACGAUGGGCGGCCGCCGGAGGGAGCGUCGCUGGGUGCGUAUCCCCGUGCUGUGGGAUUUGGUUGCCGAGCGCGAGCCCAAGGACCACCGUACGGGCAGCGUCACCCCUUCAAGCGGGAAACGCGUCGCGGCGAGCUACGCUUCUUCCGAGUCUUUGACAAACACGCAUGUGGGCGACGACGGUGACGACAUGAUCCUCACGGGGAAGAGCCAACCCCUCACGCUCCACUCGCUCCUCCCAGAACCUGUGCCAGACUACUCCCAGGCCGCGGGGGCGGCCACCGCCCCGGACAUGCGGAGCAGCUCGGGUGCGCGCACCGGCUUUGGCUUCUUCCGUAACGGCCUCCCACGCCCAGAACCUGAAGAAGGCGCCGGCGCGCCCGCAACGACGACUACAGCCGGCACAGCAGCAGCGCGCGAGCGCGAGAUUGACCGCGCAGCCGCGACGGGCGUGCCCGGCGAGCCGGUGCGGAUGGCCGUCCUGAUCCAGAUGCCCACGGACGGACACCAGGUGCCCUACGAGGACGGUGAAGGGUGGGCGCCCGGUAUGGAGCUGGGUGUGUGGGAGGGACACGUCGCUGCUGCGACGGGAACAGGGACGCCGUUGAGCAUGAGUGACAGUAGGAGGUGA